This is a messenger RNA of Mesocricetus auratus (golden hamster), 746 nucleotides long. RefSeq names its product SWI5 homologous recombination repair protein (gene Swi5). The transcript is spliced from 5 exons. NCBI's taxonomy places the organism in Eukaryota, Metazoa, Chordata, Mammalia, Rodentia, Cricetidae. The coding region runs from base 1 to 492 and encodes 163 amino acids. The record is from RefSeq and is a predicted model, not a curated record. Gene Ontology annotation, cellular component: Swi5-Sfr1 complex; Swi5-Swi2 complex. Gene Ontology annotation, biological process: double-strand break repair via homologous recombination.
AUGAGGGUCGGAGAGGCGGGGUCACGCUGCUGCCCGGCGGGAGCUACGGGCGGAGGUAACGACGAAGGCUGCGCGCGCAGCCGCGACCCCCUGGCGCCCGCCUAUCAGAGGGAGGGGCGGGGCCGCCCUAGCUUGGUGCGCGCGCAGCUUGACGUCAGUCGGACUGAGUUAGGAUUCGGCCGAAGUUGCCAUGGAGCCUUCCGAUCACCGUGUUCAUCUCCCAAGUUGGAAGAGGAUGAUGAUGUCAGUGAGGAAUCUUUGAACUCUGACAUUCAGAAACUGAAGGAGAAACGGGACAUGUUGGACAAGGAGAUUUCCCAGUUAGUAAAAGAAGGCUACCGUGUGGGUGAGCUGGAGGACCAUAUCUCCCUCCUCCAUGAGUACAAUGACAUCAAGGAUGUGGCGCAGAUGCUGCUGGGAAAGCUGGCUCUGACCCGAGGUGUCACCACCAAGGAGUUAUAUCCAGAUUUUGGUCUAGAACUGAGUGACUGAGCAGAGUCUUGCAGAUUUUUAUCUACAGCCCACAGGGACAAGUGGAUGGGGAACAUGGAAAGCAGGGAGCCCAGACAGUACAUUCGUAUGGUUUUCAGAUAAAAGUGCUAGAAGCCCAAACUUUUUAAAGGGCCCAAACUAAGUUUAGGGUGGGUCCUAGAGAGGGGUGGGCAUUGUCAGUUCUAAGGUUCCUAAACGUGCUUGUGAAUGGAUAUGUGGGGUUGUCCCUUGUGUUAAUAAACAUGAGCAGUCUC